UUCCGGACGUGGAUGUGAAAGACCGUUGGUUGGAGAAUUGAUCUGCAUCUUCAUGACAAUAAAGCUAUCUUUUGUGCAGUAUUACGAUCCAAUUUAAAACGCAAUCUUUUUUGUUUAGAUAGUUAUUUCUUAUUUGUUUACAAUUACAGAGUCAAACGAAAUGUACCUUUCCUUGUUCGGAACAUAAUAACGCUACCCGUCUAGCUAAAGGAAAGAGAAAAGGAGGAACUAAAGUUGACCUAAUGUGUUAACUGUCGCUGCACUGCUCCCGCUUACCUCUUCUCGGUUAACGUGAUCUCAGCUCCGGAGCCGCUAUGAGCUGCUCUAUUCUCCCGCUGAUCGUAGUCGUGCUGUCAGCCCGGUCGGCUAUCGGAGACCCGGCCGGACCCGCUGAUGGCGACGGAGCUCCGCCUUCUAAAAUAGCGGUGGUCGGGGCGGGGAUAGGAGGCAGUGCCACCGCCCAUUUCUUGCGGCAGCACUUUGGCCCUGAGGUCCAGGUGGAUGUGUUUGAGAAGGGGGAGGUCGGAGGCCGUCUCGCCACUGUAACCGUCAAUCACAACGACUACGAGUCUGGAGGUUCUAUCAUUCACUCCCUCAACCUACACAUGCAAGAGUUUGUCAAACAGCUAGGUUUAAAGUAUCGCCGCAGCGUGGCGGGAAAGACAGCGGUGUUUAACGGCCAGGACAUGAUUUUGGAGGAGACAGACUGGUACCUGCUGGACCUUUUCCGGCUGUGGUGGCGCUACGGCAUCAGCUUCAUACGCCUGCAGAUGUGGGUGGAAGAAAUUAUGGAGAAAUUCAUGAGAAUCUACAAGUACCAGGCCCACGGCUACGCCUUCAGCUCAGUGGAGGAACUACUAGACUCUCUCGGUGGAAGUGGCUUCAUCAACAUGACCCAGAGGCCGCUCUGUAAUUCGCUGCUGGAGCUCGGUGUGUCGCAGCGUUUCAUCGACGAGGUCAUUGAGCCCAUCAUGAGGGUCAACUACGGACAGAACGUCAGCAUCCCCGCCUUUGUAGGCGCUGUUUCGUUAGCUGGGGCCCAGAACAACCUGUGGGCGGUGGAAGGAGGCAACAAGCUGGUGUGUUCUGGCCUGCUGAAGAUGGCCAACGCCAACCUGCUGCAAGCACAAGUCAACUCCAUCUCACCCGUCUACUCUGGGGACGAGCCCCAGUACCAGCUGAGCUUCACUACGGCAUCAGAGACCAGAUCAGAGCUGUAUGACAUUGUAGUGUUGGCGACGCCCCUCCAGGCCAGUGUCAGGUCUGGAGUCCAGUUCCAAGGUUUCACUCCUCCCUUUGACGAGCUCCCCGGCAACUAUCACAGCACUGUGGCAACAAUUGUCCACGGUUACCUCAACACUUCUUUCUUUGGUUUCCCGGACCCUCGCCUCUUCCCCUUUGCCAGUGUUUUGACAACUGAGACGCCUGAUCUGUUUUUCAACAGCGUGGCAAGCGUUUGUCCCGUCAACAUCUCGACAGGCUUUCGACGUAAGCAGCCACAAGAGGCCGGGGUCUAUAAAGUGUUCUCGCAACAACCUCUGGAAAAGACUCAUCUCAAAACACUGUUCAGGUCGUACUACUCAGUUCAGGUGACAGAGUGGCAGGCCUACCCUUGUUACGGCAGCAGCCAGGGACUGCCACCUGUGGAGCUCCACCCCAAUCUCUACUACCUCAAUGGCAUUGAGUGGGCCGGCAGCGCCAUGGAGAUGAGCUCAGUGGCGGCCAAGAACAUCGCCCUGCUGGCUUACCACCGCUGGAACAGACAGACGGACAUGGUGGACCAGAAAGAUCUUAUGCACAGAAUCAAGACUGAACUUUGACCUGGUUAACUGAAAGCCUUAUCGCAUCACUUACCUGAUGUGCAUGAAAAUGCCUGUAUUGGGGUACAUUUUACAGUUGACUUGUGAAAAGUCUCCAGUGGCAAAGUGUAUACAGAGGCAAGUAAUAUAUUACUACAUACAUCUAGUUCACUGAAUUAACGAUACAUAUGUUGAACAUAGUCUUACCUGCCUUAUCUUAAAUAAACUUAGACAUACAUUAGAAAAACAGUAUCAAAUUCAUAUCAAGUCCAAAACUAAUUUUAAUCUCCCCACUAUUGACAGCUGUGGUACUGCCCAACUGUCCAAAGACCAGUUUGAUUUUGGGCCAGAGACAAUAAAAGCAGAUAUAUGAAACAUUUUUCAGUAUUGGUUGAGGAUUGAUUGCUAAUGCUAGUUAGUGGUUUCAACCGAAAAUUCAGCUGCAGGCAGCUUUUCUUUGCCAAGAAAUAAUAAAACAGAGCAAACGUGGAAAACAUCUAAUACUAUUAAUCUUAGUUGGAAGGGAAUGGACUGUUAGGAGACACUGUUUUAUUGAGUUUCUUUAGUAUGUAUCAACGCCAGUUAAUAUGAGUACUAGUCUAAGGUUACUGAUACUGCUCUGUGUAAAAAAAAAAAAUGGUGUGUCCAAGUCAAGAAAACACUCUUGAAAUCAAGAUUGAGAGCAUGAAUGAGACUCUUCUAAAUGGUUGCUUUUUGACGGCACUGACAGCUGUAAGAUAUUUGUCAGGUCACUGACACAUAAACCAGCCUUCUGUCAUAUAAUCAAAAACCACUGCAGCACUGCUAGGACUAAUACUGUCUAUACAUUUAAAGACUGUCAAUGAAGUUAUUAUGGGCCAGAACUGCACAAGGAGAUCUUAUUAAUCUUAGAAAGAUCUUUGUAAAAAAUGAAAUCAUUAUUCAGUGACUCAUAGUAGUGGCCACUGGUGCUAUGCUCUAUUGCCCCUUUCAUCCGACUGUUUCAUUAUCUCCCCUUCCUGCUGCUUUUGUUGCAUUUUUUGAGGCACUGAGCCAACAGGCUUUUACACUGGACCGAAUGAAAGCAGAGGACAGAGCUGCGGAACUGCUGGUGGAUGACACCCGUACCCCUCCCCCUGCAUCCUGAUUUUUUUAUAAUAAGCACAAUAAUCUAGGAAAAAAACGCAUACGAAGGUAGAGUUGGACAUUCACUUACAGUAGUGGCAAGUGCAAAAACGAUGGUGUGACAUGUUAAGAAAACUGACUUUUGAUUAUCCUCAUUACUUCUUUUAUUCCUUUUUUUUAAUUUAUAACAGGGGAUUUAGACUGAAGUGGAUUUCUGUUCUCAGAAAAACUUAAUUUAACUGUUGCCAACUAAAAACUUUGACUCCAAAGGGUUUUAGUUGAAUGAUGUCAUAUAUGAGAAAACUUCAACCCUUUAAUCUGAACUUUUUUAAAACACCACAAUGAAUAUUGUUUAUCUUUUUUUCUUUUCUUUUUUUUUUUUAUUCAAAGUUUUCACUCAGCCUCAGCUUCUGUAGAUAUACAGUCGAAUACUUGGUAUCCUGUACAACAAAAACAAUGCAAAUGCACACAAUGCAUAUUAUUGUAUGGAACCAUCUUGUGGACUGACAAACAAUCCCAAAUCAAGAUUCACUUACUUGGGAAGUGUUCAACGGCAUCUCACUGAGGAAGAUCCAUCCACUAGUGAAGGUCGUCAGAUGUGAUUAAAAGUUAAGACAAAAAUGAGGAAAGAGACUUUGAGAAAAGAUUAUUUCUUUACAUGUAACCUUUGCUGCUUUACAAACUUUCUGCUACAGUACAGCAUGUAUCCACAUUUUCCUUCUGCCCGAUAAACAAAAUAACGCAGCUGUUUAUAAUGAAUGAUGUUCACUAUUCUGACUGUUGAUAACAUUAAAUGAAUGUAAGGUUUGCUGUAAUUUUGUUUUGUUUUUUAAAAAUAACUAAAAACUCUGGGCAGGAAAUUGACUUGUUGAAAAACUUCCUUUGAGUGAGUACUGAACAUAAUCUGUUUUCUUGCUUGA
Etheostoma cragini (Arkansas darter) is the source of this 3823-nucleotide messenger RNA. RefSeq names its product prenylcysteine oxidase-like. Gene Ontology annotation, molecular function: prenylcysteine oxidase activity. The transcript is spliced from 7 exons. Lineage: Eukaryota; Metazoa; Chordata; Actinopteri; Perciformes; Percidae. The record is from RefSeq and is a predicted model, not a curated record. The coding region runs from base 315 to 1820 and encodes 501 amino acids. Gene Ontology annotation, biological process: prenylated protein catabolic process; prenylcysteine catabolic process.